AAAAAAUAAAAAAUAGCCGAUUCAAGAGAGGUAACUCUAAUUCUCUUCAUACAGUUCGGCCAUUUUCUUAGCUCUACGGUCGGGGCACGUCAAGGGCAUCUGUAAAUAAUGGCAUCCCGAGCGUGUAGAACAUUGGCAAGACCUUUGAAGGGACGAUUAUAUUCCAGCCAGGCAGCACCAUCUCGAUCUGAGACGGCAUCAUCAUUGCCCAAACAAGGACCUAAGCUGACUAAGUUGCCGAAUGGCUUGUUGGUUGCAUCUCUCGAGAACAAUUCGCCGAUCUCCCAUGUUUCCGUGGUGAUAAACGGAGGGUCAAGGUUCGAGGAGGGACAUGACAUCGGAGUCACUCACUGCUUGAGAGCUGCUGCUGGACUGACUACCAAUAACUCAACGAUGUUUGGAAUCACCAAACACAUCCAGCAAACUGGAGGUGACCUGAAGUGUAUGUCGACCAGGGAGUAUGUAUACUACACUGUAGAGUGUACUAGAAAUCACAUAGGUGUUGCUUUCAACUUCCUCCGAGACAUCACAACAACUCCCGCCUUUAAACCGUGGGAGGUUGCCGAUAUCCAAGCAAAGCUGGCUCUUGACUUGGGCAUUCUGAAGACCCAGCCUCAUAUUCGUGUUUUUGAAUUGCUGCACAAGGCUGCAUUCAGGAAUUCCCUUGGAAAUUCUUUGUAUGCCCCAAAGCAUAUGUUUGGCAAAUAUUCCAGUGAACAGCUGAUGCACUUUGUGAAGAACUACUACACUAGUGGGCGUAUGGCGCUGGUUGGUGUCGGGGUGGACCAUGACUAUUUGGUAGCUGAAGGAAAUAAAUUCACCCCGUUUGAUUCCACUGGAGCAACUGGAGUGAAAACAAAAUACCAUGGAGGUGAGAUGAGAAAGGCCACAGGUGCUAAUCUAACAUUCUCUGCUGUAGCAGUAGAAGGACCAAGUCUGGGAAGUCCGGAGAUGUUUCAUGCCGGGGUACUGCAGAAUGUGAUGGGAAGAGGCCCGUAUGUCAAGUGGGGCACAAACCAUACCUCUCGAAUAGGCCAUGCAGUCAGCCAGUGUACGGGACUGCCCAGUGCUGUGUCCUGCAUCAAUGUCAAUUACACAGAUGGUGGAUUGUUUGGAUUCUUUGCUGUUACUAACCCUGACGAUGCAGAAAAGGUUCUAAAGACGGCGAUGGAGCAGUUUUUAUCUGUAAAAAAAACUGGAAUCAAGGACGAGGAAUUUGCCAGAGCCAUAACUCAGCUGAAGAGUCAGAUUGCGAUGUAUUUUGAGAAGCAGGACAAUGUUCUCAUUGAUCUUGCCGAGCAGACUCUGGGCCAUCAGAAGGUUGCAACCAUGGAUGACAUCUUCAAACAAAUCGAUGCCAUCACAAAAGAUGAUGUGGUCAAACUUGCUACAAAAUUCAGCAAGGGAAAGACUUCCAUGGCUGUUCUCGGUGAUCUGACCAAGACCCCAUAUAUGGAUCAGUUGUUAAAAUAAUCAAGUGUUGUCCUGAUAGAGGUUUUACAACAAUCCUUUAAUAACGAACACCAGAAACAGUUUGAACUGCAGCGGAAUUCUUUAUACAGUGACAUUAUUUGCUCUACAUUACAGACUUAAAUUAUGUAUGGACGUCACCAGUGCUUGUGAAAUUUGGAAAAUUAUAAAAUAGGUUGAAUUAAAAAUAUUCUGUCAAGUUUU
Gigantopelta aegis is the source of this 1674-nucleotide messenger RNA. RefSeq names its product cytochrome b-c1 complex subunit 2, mitochondrial-like. The transcript is spliced from 14 exons. The record is from RefSeq and is a predicted model, not a curated record. Bases 109 to 1473 code for a protein of 454 amino acids. NCBI's taxonomy places the organism in Eukaryota, Metazoa, Mollusca, Gastropoda, Neomphalida, Peltospiridae. Gene Ontology annotation, cellular component: mitochondrion. Gene Ontology annotation, molecular function: metal ion binding.